Molecule: messenger RNA, 2459 nt
Organism: Sphaeramia orbicularis (orbiculate cardinalfish)
Lineage: Eukaryota; Metazoa; Chordata; Actinopteri; Kurtiformes; Apogonidae
Product: iduronate 2-sulfatase-like
Cellular component (GO): cytoplasm
Molecular function (GO): iduronate-2-sulfatase activity
Source: RefSeq, a predicted model, not a curated record
CCCUAAGCUUCCUAGCAGUGAGGAAGUGGGUGACUGGUCCUCAAGCAGCUCUACUGGGGUAAACCUGAGCGGACAGCCGUUGAUGCUAGUGGAGAAGGUGGAUAUCCGUCGAAUACAGAACGUCAAACUGCCGGUCCUCAAGCCAAACACCGGGCGUAAGCUUGAGCGGAGAGUCGGUGGAGAGAGUGGAUCUGAAUAUCGAACGUCAAACUGUCUUCACCACGGUUGAUAUAUAUCAUACAACAAAACGCCACCAACUUGUAUCAACAAUCUAUGCACCCAGCAUACUUGUAUUUGCUUCCCUACAUUUGUAACAACCACCUUGAUGACGCAGAGUGAGACCUCAGUGUCAUUUUAAUCUGUUCAACUCAAGCUGCGUUAAAUUAGCAAAAUGUACAAGUAUCCGUUAAUGGCAUUCUUAAAAACGAAAAUACGUUGUUUUGCUUUAUUAAACAAAUCAGCCUUUCUGCCCAUAGUAGCGGCAGAAAAGCAGUAAAGAUUUUAAGUCUCUACAGUAAUAAUGUAAAAUAUUUUUAUCACUUGUUUGUCUGUGUCGGAUAUAUUUGUGGUUUAAAACUUUCCUUGUCCGAUUGCUCGACAUGGAUAUUAAAACGACUCAACACCUCGGGUCUUAAAUGUCAGGUUUUAAAAAUGAUUGACAUGUCAUAAAACUAAUAUGAUUAGCGUCUGGGGGUGGGACAACUACAAAAUAGACCAAUGAAGACGUAGCGUUUGCGCGUCUCGCUGAUCAGGAAGUUCUGUAAAGACGUCGAGUACCUGCCGGAUUCACAAAACACAGUGUGAAGUGACACGGUGGAGGAGAUGUACUGAGAUUUAUAUUUACUGUAACGGUUUUCAGCGGCCCUAGCAAUAUGUUUGCUUCAAUUGAAACGUGGCUUUGGCUUCUGAUGUGGAGUAAUCUGGCACUGAGUGUGUUUCCGAGUAGAGAAAAGACAGAGAAAAAUGUACUUUUCAUCAUAGCAGAUGAUCUGCGGCCGUCAUUGGGUUGCUAUGGAGACACAUUAGCAAAAUCCCCUAACAUUGACCAGUUGGCAUCCAAAAGUCAAACAUUUCUCAAUGCAUUCGCACAGCAAGCUGUCUGCGCUCCCAGUCGUACGUCUCUCUUAACUAGUCGCAGACCGGACACGACCCGGGUCUAUGACUUCGGCUCGUACUGGAGAGUCCAAUCUGGGAAUUACACAACUCUGCCACAGUACUUUAAAUCUAAUGGGUACCUCACCAUGUCUGUGGGCAAAGUAUUUCAUCCAGGCAUUGCCUCUAAUCACACUGAUGACUACCCCUACAGCUGGUCCAUCCCAGCCUAUCACCCCACUUCAUUCAUAUUUGAGAAAAAAAAGAUGUGUAAAGGAGAGGAUGGUAAACUCCAUGCCAACUUACUAUGUGCAGUGAAUGUAACGGAGCAACCUGGAGGUAUCCUGCCUGAUAUGGAGAGCACUGAUGAGGCAGUGAGAUUGUUGAAGACUCGAGUCAGUGAUGACACCCCAUUCUUCCUGGCUGUGGGUUUUCACAAACCACAUAUACCAUUCAGGAUCCCACAGGAGUACCUGAGUCUCUACCCCAUUGAUAACAUGACUCUGGCCCUUGACCCUGACGUUCCCAUACUCCUCCCCCCUGUGGCCUAUAACCCCUGGACUGAUGUGAGGAAGAGGGAGGACGUCCAGAAACUAAACAUUAGCUUCCCCUAUGGACCGAUUCCUAAAGAUUUCCAGCUGCGUAUCCGCCAGCACUACUAUGCUGCUGUGUCUUACAUGGAUAGUCAAGUUGGACGGCUACUCAGUGCCCUCGAUGAGCUGGGCUUGGCUAACAACACUGUGGUUGUGUUCACCUCGGAUCAUGGUUGGUCUUUAGGUGAACAUGGUGAAUGGGCAAAAUACUCAAAUUUUGAUGUGGCAACACGUGUCCCUCUAAUCUUCUAUGUUCCUAAUGUCACUACGCCAAGUGGCCAACCUUUAGGGUAUACCUUCCCUUUUGUUGACAUCUUCAACAAACCAGAGCUCAGCUUUAAGAACGAUGGAGUGACAGAAAAUAUGGUGGAGUUGGUGGAUAUCUUUCCUACCCUCUCCUACAUGUCUGGCCUCAUAGCCCCUGAACCUUGUCCUGAUUUUUCUUUCCAGGAGGAGCUAUGUACAGAGGGAGACAACCUGGCCUACACUUUUUACCAGAGCGAUGCCAAGGAUGCUGAAAAGGUAGCAUUUAGUCAGUACCCUCGCCCUGCUGAUACACCACAGGAGAACUCUGACCUUCCUGACCUGAAAGACAUCAAGGUUAUGGGUUACUCUGUGCGCUGCUGGUACUACAGAUACACUCUGUGGCUGGGAUUCAACCCCAAAACAUUCCAGGUAGGAAUUCAAGCAUCUCACUUACCUGGCAAGCAUGAGAAUUCUCUAAGUUUAUUCUGUUCAGCUGUCUGUCUAGGGCUGAGGAUCAGACUUCAUUAA